Molecule: messenger RNA, 738 nt
Organism: Oncorhynchus tshawytscha (Chinook salmon)
Lineage: Eukaryota; Metazoa; Chordata; Actinopteri; Salmoniformes; Salmonidae
Product: vegetative cell wall protein gp1-like
Exons: 1
Coding region: 1-738 (245 amino acids)
Source: RefSeq, a predicted model, not a curated record
AUGCAACCCCAGGCCUGUCCUGGACCAGCCCCACCAACCCUAGGCCUGUCCUGGACCAGCCCCAUGCAACCCCAGGCCUGUCUUGGACCAUUCCCACGCAACCCCAGGCCUGUCUUGGACCAUUCCAACGCAACCCCAGGCCUGCCCUGGACCAUUCCCACGCAACCCCAGGCCUGCCCUGGACCAUUCCCACGCAACCCCAGGCCUGUCCUGGACCAUUCCCACGCAACCCCAGGCCUGUCCUGGACCAUUCCCACCUGCAACCCCAGGCCUGUCCUGGACCAUUCCCACGCAACCCCAGGCCUGUCCUGGACCAUUCCCACGCAACCCCAGGCCUGUCCUGGACCAUUCCCACGCAACCCCAGGCCUGUCCUGGACCAUUCCCACGCAACCCCAGGCCUGUCCUGGACCAUUCCCACGCAACCCCAGGCCUGUCCUGGACCAUUCCCACGCAACCCCAGGCCUGUCCUGGACCAUUCCCACGCAACCCCAGGCCUGUCCUGGACCAUUCCCACGCAACCCCAGGCCUGUCCUGGACCAUUCCCACGCAACCCCAGGCCUGUCCUGGACCAUUCCCACGCAACCCCAGGCCUGUCCUGGACCAUUCCCACGCAACCCCAGGCCUGUCCUGGACCAUUCCCACGCAACCCCAGGCCUGUCCUGGAGGCCUGUCCUGGACCAUUCCCACGCAACCCCAGGCCUGUCCUGGACCAUUCCCAUGCAACUGCCAGUCAUUAG